This is a messenger RNA of Aspergillus affinis, 7749 nucleotides long. RefSeq names its product type I polyketide synthase. The transcript is spliced from 21 exons. The coding region runs from base 1 to 7749 and encodes 2582 amino acids. Gene Ontology annotation, molecular function: fatty acid synthase activity; oxidoreductase activity; phosphopantetheine binding. NCBI's taxonomy places the organism in Eukaryota, Fungi, Ascomycota, Eurotiomycetes, Eurotiales, Aspergillaceae. Gene Ontology annotation, biological process: fatty acid biosynthetic process; secondary metabolite biosynthetic process. The record is from RefSeq and is a predicted model, not a curated record.
AUGGGUCAAGAAUUAAACGGUAGCGCCAAUGGAGAUGGACUGAAUGGACUUACCAAUGAACAUUCGAAUGGAUACACGAAUGGACACACCACAUCACAGAAGCAAUCCACAACCCCCCCUCCCCCGAUUGCCAUCAUUGGCAUGGGAAUGCGUCUACCCGGCGGCUGCAAUGACACCGAAUCAUUCUGGGAUCUUCUCAUGAAUAAAAAGGAGGGAAUGAUCCCCGUGCCUCCUACACGCUGGAAUGAAGAUGGCUUCCAUAAUCCCUCCGGGAAGCCGGGUACUAUCCGCAGCAAAGAAGGCAACUUCCUGCAGCAAGAUCCUGCUGUUUUUGAUGCGGGUUUCUUCUCUAUGACUGCGUCACAGGUGGAGCAAGUAGAUCCGCAACAGCGAAUUCUGCUAGAGACUGUGUAUGAGUCGCUAGAAAAUGCCGGAGAAGGAGACGUUAGGGGGAAGAAUAUCGGAGUGUACGUGGGAACUUUCGCAGAGGACUGGAUCGAAAUGCACGCAAAAGACUCAGAGCCACAUGCCUUCUUGGCUCUGACUGGUCACUUGGACUUGAUGACGAGCAAUCGUGUAUCCUACGAGCUCGAUCUGAAAGGACCAAGUAUGACGAUUAAAACUGGCUGCUCAGCCGCAAUGGUCGCCCUAGAUUCGGCAUGUAAGGCUCUUGUCAGUGGUGACUGUGAAUCCGCUAUCGUCGGCGGUACAAACCUGAUCCUUAGCCCUGCCCUCUCUUGUGUACUGGGCGCCCACGGAGUGAACUCAGGUGAUGGGCGUUGUCGCUCUUUCGAUGCCAAUGCAUCCGGCUACGGCAGGGCAGAGGCUGUCUCGUCUAUCGUAGUUAAGAAGCUUGAUGAUGCUCUGCGGGAUGGCAAUCCCAUCAGAGGUAUCAUCCGCUCGACUGUCUGCAAUGACGAUGGAAAAACCGCCGGCAUCACACAGCCAAACACUGAAGCACACGAGGCAUUAAUGCGCGCAGCCUACGCAGCUGCCGGCUUUUCCGAAGAGGAAUACUGCCAAACCGCGUUUUUCGAGUGCCAUGGAACGGGCACUCCAGUUGGUGACCCAAUCGAGGCCAGCGCCGUGGCCCGGGUCUUUGGAAAGGAGGGCAUGAUCAUUGGAUCGGUAAAAUCCAACAUUGGUCACUCCGAGUCCGCAAGUGCCAACUCGGCGAUCAUUAAAGCAGUUCUGGCACUGGAGCAUCUGACCAUUCCACCGAACGUUAACUUUCAAUCGCCAAACCCUAAGAUUCCCUGGGAUGAAGGCAAGCUCACCGUGCCUCUCGAGGCGAUGAAGUGGCCAGCCGGUCGUCACGAGAGAGUCAGCGUGAAUUCAUUUGGCAUUGGUGGCUCUAACGGACACGUCAUCGUGGACUCGGCUGCAUCCUUUGGGAUUAAACAAGGAGGAAGUGUCACCGAAGCCGAGGCCCCGAGACUCAACUUGCUCCUCUUCUCCGCGAAGAGUGACGUCUCUCUUCAAAUGUCCGUCGAGAAACACUCAAAGUAUAUCGAACGACAUGGACCAUCUCGUCUCCAAGAUCUGGCAUACACCCUCGCUACUAGAAGGCAGCAUCAUGACUAUCGCACUUUUGCUGUGUCUGACGGCGUCGACUCUCUACUGACGCAGUCUACCGCCAAGGCAAAGAACACCCCGAAGUCGCUUGUCUUCGUCUUCACGGGCCAAGGUGCUCAAUGGGCCCAGAUGGGGAAGAAGCUGAUUGAAGACUUCCCUCAAGUUUACGAGGACAUUCAAGACAUGGAUAAUAUUUUGUCGCAAUGCCACACUCCUCCGUCGUGGAAUAUUCUAGGUAAGAACGGAAUUCUUUUGAAUGGAACACCUAUUAACAAAGACACAGACGAACUUUCUAAGCUAAAGCUGAAGAGUCAGAUCUCAAAGGCUGAGUUCUCUCAGCCGCUUUGUACUGCAAUUCAGGUCGCCCUUGUCAACCUCCUGCGUAGCUGGGGGGUCAACCCGGCUGCUGUCGUCGGCCAUUCCAGCGGAGAGAUCGCCGCCGCAUACGCGACCGGCGCUAUAACCAAGAAGGACGCGCUGCUGGCAGCGUACUUUAGAGGUUUGGUCACGCGGGAGAAGCUAGCCGAUGGUGCCAUGGCCGCCGUAGGACUUGGUGCCGAGCAAUUGCGGUCGUCUCUAAUCGAUGGUGUCGUCAUCGGGUGUGAGAAUAGUCCGAACAGCACGACCAUAUCCGGUGAUCGCGAAGCACUGGAAACCUUUAUCGAGAAUCUGAAAAAGGAAUCUCCAGAUGUUUUUGUUCGUCAGCUUCAUGUCGAUAACGCCUAUCACUCGCAUCACAUGAAGGCAUAUGGUGCUGCCUAUGAAGAGUCGAUUGCUGAGAUUCGCACGAGCGAAAAGCCCAGCAUUCCAUUCUUCUCGACUGCAAUCGGGAAAUUGAUUGACACUGCCAACGUGUUCAAUGCGUCCUACUGGCGGCAAAACCUGGAGAAUCCUGUUCUCUUCGAUACCGGAGUACGGAAUAUCAUCAAGGCUAAUCUCCAGAAUCCCAUCUUCUUUGAAAUUGGACCCCAUUCCGCACUCGCGGGGCCGUUGAGACAGAUAUUCCAGGCCGAGGGAGCCUCUCUCACAUACUUGCCAAGUUUGCAACGUGGUAAGGACGACACUGAGUCGAUCUACAAUGCCAUCGGAAACCUCUGGGUGAACAAUGUGUCCGUGAAUCUGGAAGCUUUGAACCCAGUUGGUACUGUACUUACAGAUCUGCCGGCUUAUUCGUGGGACCACUCGGUGAAAUACUGGGAGGAAAGCCGCAUCUCCAAGGAGUGGAGAGAGCGAAAGUUCCUUCCUCAUGAGACCCUUGGUGUUCGCCUCGGAGGUAGUAGCCACCUGGAGCCAACAUGGCGAAACCUGUUGAGACUCGAUGAAGUGGGCUGGGUUCGGGAUCAUCAAGUCGGCACUGACAUUGUCUUCCCCGGCGCUGGUUACGUCUGCAUGGCGGGUGAAGCCAUCCGCCAGCUAACCGGAAGGUCAGACUACUCCGUACGAGGCUUGGCCAUACGCACUGCCAUGAUUGUCAGUGACUCCAAAUCGAACGACGUGGUGACCACAUUCAAAAAAGCCAAACUUACUACCACGACGGAUUCCGACUGGUGGGAUUUCCGCAUCACCUCCUUCAACGGUUCGACUUGGAGCGAGCAUUGUUCUGGCCAAGCAAAGGCUGGACCAAUUCAUCCAACAGAGGACCGUAAAGUGUCUCAGCCAGACUUCCUCCGAAAGAUUACUGCGAGUCGCUGGUAUACCACGAUGCAAAACAUCGGCUUCACUUAUGGUCCGGCUUUCCAGGGACUGCGAGAAAUAUCGGCUGACCCCACAGGCAACGAAGCCGUUGCUAUCAUUGAAAACGCCCAUCUUGACACCGAAUCGUUUUAUGAGCUUCAUCCUUGCACAUUGGAUAAGCUAUUGCAGUUAAUGACAGUGGCUCAGCACGAGGGUAAACCGUCGCUCUUCAAACAACUGAGCAUGCCCACAUACAUUGAUGAGAUUUACAUAUCUGGUGGAAUGAAGGAGCUGAGAGCGACCGCUUCAUCUUAUAAAGACUUCAUGGAUGCGUGGUCAGGUGAUGAAGUUGCCACCGUCGAUGGUAGAAUUGUGUACGAGAUGAAAGGUCUGAGAGUGACCGGCUUGGGAAACAGUACAGACGUCGAAGAGAAACCCAAGAACGCUGUUCAACUUGUGUGGAAGCCUGACGUUGAUUUCCUUGACACCAAAGAUCUCAUUCGUGCGCCGUUGGAUCUUCGAAAAUACCUAAUCGCUCUGGAGAAAUACUUCUUUCUGCUUGCAACGGAUACAGUGAAGGCUAUCGAGUCCAUAGAGACCCAGGAAAAUCACCUCGUCAAAUUCCGAACCUGGCUGAACACAUUCGUUGAGACGACGGGGAGAGGAGAGAACAAAAUUCUCCCUGAGGGUAAACAGCUCGCCACCCUGGGUGCACAAAGCCGUCUAUCGCUGAUUCAAUCCAUGACGGAGGAGUUCAAUGCCGGUCCCGUUCAUUGGGUAGCAACGGCUAUUCGACGUGUUCAUGAAAACGCCCAGGCCAGAUACGAGGGAUCAGUUGAUACCCUGGAGCUCCUGAUGGAAGGAGGUGUCUUGACACAGAUUUACGCGUUUUUCGAUUUAUGCUGGGAUUAUUCUCCAUUUCUGCAGAGUCUCGGCCAUAACAAGCCCACCCUGAGGGUGCUGGAGAUUGGAGCUGGCACAGGCGGCACGACUUCCAAUUUGCUUUCGGGACUUCAAUCGGAAUUUGGCGAACCACUAUAUUCCAAGUACAGCUAUACUGACAUCUCUUCCGGGUUUUUUGUGGCGGCCAAAGAGCGCUUCAAAGAUCAUCCUAACAUUGAUUUCUCCGUCCUGGACAUUAGCAAGGAUCCCCUGGGGCAGGGCUUUGAAGAGGGCUCUUAUGACUUGAUCCUAGCAGCCAAUGUAAUCCACGCAACUGCAUCACUUCAAGAGACACUGAGGAACGUGAAGAAGCUACUUCAUCCAAAGGGCCGAUUCCUCCUUCAAGAACUGGAUAUACAGGCGAAAUGGAUGAGCUUCAUCAUGGGUGGCUUCCCGGGAUGGUGGCUUGGGGAUGAAGAUAAUCGUCUUGAGGCACCAUUUGUAUCACCAGAGAGAUGGAACCAGGAGUUGCGGGACGCCGGAUUCACAGGUGUCGAUGCCCUUGCCUACGACAAUGAGCUCCCGUAUCAGGUCACCGCCAGCAUGAUUUCCUCCGUUGCUCAACCAGCGCCCGAGAAGAAGCGAGUUACCGUGCUGUACCGAGAUGAGGUCAACUCAUUGGUGGAAUUGUACAGACGUGCUUUUGAGAGUGCCGGUUAUCCCACGGACCUUCGCUCCUUGAAGGAGAAACUGCCUUCGGAUCAAGAUAUCAUAUCCUUGCUGGAACUGGAGGCGCCCUUCUUUGACAAUAUUGAUCAGCAGAACCUUGAGCGAGUGAUACAAUUUUCCUCUAAUCUCGAGUCCGCACAUUUGUUAUGGCUAACCCGACCAAUUCAAAUGGGUGCCAAGGAUCCUCGAUAUGCACAAACUCUGGGAUUUGCGCGAACCUUGCGAUCGGAGAAGCAGGCUAGCUUUACCACUUUCGAGAUAGACAACGUCCAGGAUUCUGUCGCAACUGAGAAAACAGUGCAGGUCUAUGAGCAGAUAUUCAGACCCGACAACGAUCCCCAAUUGGACCCAGAUUAUGAGUUUGCUUUGCAUGAAGGCACCGUUUACUCUUCCAGAUAUCACUGGGUCUCUGUCCGUGACGAACUUGCGUCCGCAGCCGAAAAUGUCGUUGACAAAGUCCUCAAGAUUGGACAAAAGGGAAUGAUUGACAGCCUGCGCUGGGAGAAGAACGUUGAUGCAUCUAGGCCACUGAAGGGGCAAGAGGUUGCUGUCCGUCCUCACACUGUUGGUGUGAAUUUCAGAGAUGUUCUUCAAACUCAAGGUCUGAUUGAUGGUGAUGAUCUGGGAGGUGAAUGCUCUGGAAUUGUUGAGGCCGUCGGCCCUGAUGUGACAGACUUUGCUCCUGGUGAUCGGAUCUUCAUGAUGGUACCUUACUGCUUCUCGAACCGCGUCAUUACCACAGCAGAGCUUUUGGCCAAGAUUCCUAAUGGCUUGGAUCUAGAGGAAGCAGCAACAAUGCCUAUCACAUUUAUUACCGUGAUAUACGGUUUGCUUCAUUUGCGUCACCUUGAAAAGGGCGAUACCAUCUUAAUCCACUCCGCUGCCGGUGGUGUGGGUAUAUCAGCCAUCCAAAUUGCUCAGAUGGUCGGAGCAAAGGUCUUCGCUACCGUGGGCAGCCAAGAAAAAGUGGAUUUUCUCAUAAAGAAUUUCGGCUUGCCUCGUUCUCAGAUUUUUGACUCACAUAGUAACUCCUUCCUGCCAUCUGUCCUCGAGGCAACAGGUGGGCGUGGUGUGGAUGUUGCACUAAACUCCCUUGCCGGCGAGUAUUUGCACGAUACCUGGAAGUCAAUUGCUCCAUUCGGUACCAUGAUUGAAAUCGGCAAACGAGACUUUUAUGGUCAUGCAAAAUUGGACAUGAUGCAGUUUACUGAAAACAGAACGUUCAUCGGCCUUGAUGCUCGUCACUUGGAAGCGGAGCGCCCAGCACUUUGCGGAAGGAUUUUGCGUGAAUGUGCGAAGUACUUCGAGCAAGGCUUUAUUCAGCCCAUCCGACCUAUCAAGACCUUCGCAGCGAGCGAGAUCGGAGAUGCGUUCCGGUUCAUGCAGAGAGGAACCCACAUCGGCAAGCUUACGGUUCGCAUGCCGGAUGAUCUCAAGGAUCUUCCUUGUGCUGCCCGCCAUCCAGAUCUACCUUUGCAUGAAGAUGCAAGUUACCUGCUUGUCGGAGGCCUUGGUGGCGUAGGACGAUCAAUCGCCUCUUGGCUCGUCGAAAACGGUGCUAAACAUAUUGUCUUCCUUUCACGGUCGGGGAGAUCUGAGAAGACUGAGCAUUUCAUUCAAGAAUUAGAAGUUCUGGGCUGUCAGGUCCAGGUCUUCAAAGGCUCGGUCGCCAAUCUUGGUGAUGUACAACAUGUAGCAACCCAAGCAGAGAAGCCUGUUCGUGGCGUUAUACAGUUGUCCAUGGCUCUCCAGGACCGGGCCAUUGACACGAUGACAUACGAGGAUUGGAAGACCGCGAUUCUUCCGAAGGUCGACGGUACUUGGAAUCUGCACAAUGCACUGAGCGACCUCGACUUCCUAGUGUUGUUUAGUUCCGUUAGCGGACUGAUGGGCCAGUUUGGUCAGGCAAACUAUGCAGCUGCCAACACGUUCUUGGACGCGUUUGUGCAGUAUCGGCAUUCACUGGGCCUUGCCGCGUCCGUUAUCGAUCUGGGUGUCAUGGAAGACGUUGGCUUUGUCUCCGAGUCGCCCAACCUGAUCGAGUACUUCAAAUUCCUGUCCGCAAAUCUGCUAACGGAGGAAGACUUGGUGGAAACCGUCCGCCUCGCGAUCGCCCGGUCGCAACCCAGUCAAGCGGCUAACGCCCUCACCAACCCCAGCGAGAUCUCCGUGGGCGUCGCUUCCUACAUGCCCUUGGCAGAUCCCAACAACCGCAUUAUCUGGAAGAGGGAUCGCCGUUUCUCCGUGUAUCGAAACCUCGAAACCACCUCGGACGCUUCGUUGACCACUAACGAAGGGCUGAAAUCGUUCCUUUCGCAGAUCACGUCGAGAGGAGUCAGCACUCUCGGGGACGACACGGUUGAGUAUUUAGCCAAGGAGAUCGGAAAGACCUUGUACGGGUUCAUGAUGCAGAGUGCGGACGACAUGGACUUGGAACAGCCUCUUGCCACAUUGGGGUUAGAUAGUUUGGUUGGGAUUGAGUUGAGAAACUGGUGUCGACAACAACUGGGGUUGGAAGUCAGUAUUCUAGAGAUCAUGCAGAGCACGCUCAAAGACAUGGGCAAGAGGGCGGUGGAUUCUUUGGUCGCGCGACACAGAGACUUGGCCGCAGCCGAGCUUCAGGGCCCUAGGGUCAGAGAGGGUCCAGGAAGAAUGAUUGGGGCUGUGCUUGCAACGAAACCUGCCAACCCAGACCACCUCACGAAUCUGGCCGAUGCACGCGAAAACGAACGCUUUGCAUCGCCCACUAGUCAGUCUGGUUGCCGUCGUGGGUCCCGGUCCGUUGAUCCACUUGAAACACCCACUUGGGCCGUUGCGAUGUUGAGCGAGGGCCAGCUGGAAUGGAGUAUGAAGUAUGAAGCUAGCUUGCAGGUACCCAUGGCCACCUAG